AUGUCAUCCACUAAUAAUAACCAACCCAAGCGUCGACCUAUCAAUGAUCCUAAUAUUUCUACAUAUUAUGAUGAUUUACUUGAUUUAUGUAUAAGUCCACAGCUUCGAAAAACGGUUUACGCAUUCAUUGGGGCAACAAUAGCAUUUAUUCCUGGCGCUAAACCAAUGUGGAUAUUCAAAAAACAAGAUAUUAGAGGAGGAAUGCGAUAUGAUUACGGCCCAAAUCAUGGAGUAGGAAGACAAUUCAAGAUAAAAAUAAAGAGUGAUGCAGAUGAUGAAACUG
Messenger RNA from Entrophospora candida, 283 nucleotides. The record is from the annotation of a GenBank genome assembly. Lineage: Eukaryota; Fungi; Glomeromycota; Glomeromycetes; Entrophosporales; Entrophosporaceae.